AUGUCGAACCCGGAUCCCAAGUCGACCACCUUCCAGCCGCUCAACGAGCCGACGGGCGACUGGCCCGCCGCCAAGGUCACGCUCUCCAUCCCCAUGGGUGAGGUGGCGGCGCGUACGUCGCAGGACAUCGCCAAGGCGCGUGCCGCCGCCGACUUUGCGCCCGAGCGCAUCGAGGAGGUGCUGCGCGACUCGCGCAUCGACAACGACUCGCGCAAGAAGGUCAUGAACACGCUCGCCAAGGACCCCAUCUUUGGCAACUGGAAGAAGCGCAUGAUCCACAUGAACCGCGAGCAGCAGAUGCGCCAGUCCCACUUUGCCUGCCGCCGCCUGCUCGAGCUCGCCGAGAAGCACGAGUGGACCACGCACGAGGUCGUCGAGGCCGCGCUCACGCUCGACCUCCAGUCGCCCAUCACCAUCCACUGGGUCGCCUUCGUGCCCGUCAUCUUUGGCCAGGGCAACGCAGAGCAGAUCGAGCGAUGGGGUAACAAGGCCAUGAACCACGAGAUCAUGGGCUGCUACAUGCAGACCGAGCUCGGUCACGGCACCAACGUCCAGCAGCUCGAGACGACGUGCACCUACGACGACGCCUCGGACAGCUUCAUCCUCCACUCGCCCACGCUCACCUCGACAAAGUGGUGGGCCGGCGGCCUCGGCACCACCGCCACCCACGGCGUCGUCCAGGCGCAGCUCAUCAUCCACGGCAAGCGCUACGGCCCGCACCUCUUCUUCACCCAGCUGCGUGACAUGGACUCCGGCAAGCUGCUCGACGGCAUCGUCGCCGGUGACAUUGGUCCCAAGACGUACGGUGCGUUUGGCGGUCUCGACAACGGCUGGGCGCGAUUCAACCAGUUCAAGAUCCCGCGCGACCACAUGCUCUCCAAGCACGCCAAGGUCAAGAAGGGCGGCGAGUACGUCAAGCCGCCCAGCGACAAGCUCAGCUACGGCGGCAUGAUCUUUAUCCGUUCGCAGAUGAUCGACCGUACCGGCUGGAUGCUUUCGCGCGGUGUCACGAUCGCUACACGCUACGCGCUCGUGCGUCGUCAGUUCCGCGACCCUUCGUCGACGGACAUCAACGAUGUCGAGCGCUCGGUGCUGUCGUACCCCUCGACUGCGCGCCGUAUCUUGCCGCUGCUCGCCAAGGCGUACGCCUACAUCCUUGCGGGCCGCCGCAUGAGGACGCUGUACGAGGACAUGGCGCAGCAACUCGAGGAGGGCAACACCGAGCUGCUCGCCGACGUCCACGUCGCCUCGUCCUCGCUCAAGGCCUACUGCACCAAGCAGGCGCUCGACGGCAUCGAGGAGUGCCGUCAGGCCCUCGGUGGUCACGGUUUCUCGGCUUACGCUGGUUUCACCUCGGUGUUCCCCGAGCAGGCACCCGCGGUGACGUACGAGGGCGACAACAUUGUGCUCGCCUCGCAGGUGGGCCGUGCCAUGCUCAAGAUCUCGGGCGAGCUGGACCAGAACAGCGGCACCAAGGUGGCUGCCACCUCGGGCUUCCUGCGCGCCAUCGGCACCAAGGGCGCCAUCCCCUUCAGCCAGCCCAAGAGCGCCAGCGACUGGUACAAGCCCGAGGUGUACUCGGCGGCGCUCGGUCUGCGUGCGGCGCAGCUGGUGGUGGAUCUGCGUGCCGAGAUCAAGGCGGGCCGCAAGUUUGGCGACCUUUCGUACGAGUGCAUCGAGGUGGCCAAGUCGCACGGCGAGUUUGUCGUCGAUCUGUGGUUCGGCGAGGGCGUUCGCGAUGAUGCCGAGUCGUUUGGCGAGCGCGAGGUCAAGUGGCUCAACAAGCUCGUCACGCUGCAUGCGCUCGUGGCGCUCUCGCGCAACAUUACGCCUCUCGUGCUGCCGGCCAGUGCCGGCCGUACGCUGGCAGGCUAUGCCAACGGCCAGGCCAUCCUUACGCCCGAGUCGGUGAUCCUGCUCGAGCAGGCGAUCCGCGAGCUCAUCAACGAGAUCCUUCCGCAGGUCAUCGGUCUCUCGGACGGAUUCGGAUGGCUCGACUGGGAGCUCGGCAGCAGUCUCGGCAGGAAGGACGGCCGCGUGUACGAGCAGCUCAUGGCCGACGCAGAGGCCAACCCGCUCAACCACCCCGGCGCCAUCCCCAACCUCGAGACCAUCGACAAGGUCGGUGUGUACAAGUACGGCUCCAACAACAUCGGCAAGGGCGUGCCAGACUGGUACAACGCCGAAAUCGGCCCCCUCCUCCGUGCCGCCGCCAAGCGCGGCGAAGCUUCCCGUCUGUAG
Messenger RNA from Moesziomyces antarcticus, 2241 nucleotides. RefSeq names its product oxidase, peroxisomal. Gene Ontology annotation, cellular component: peroxisome. NCBI's taxonomy places the organism in Eukaryota, Fungi, Basidiomycota, Ustilaginomycetes, Ustilaginales, Ustilaginaceae. The record is from RefSeq and is a predicted model, not a curated record. The coding region runs from base 1 to 2241 and encodes 746 amino acids. Gene Ontology annotation, biological process: fatty acid beta-oxidation using acyl-CoA oxidase; lipid homeostasis. The transcript has a single exon. Gene Ontology annotation, molecular function: acyl-CoA oxidase activity; FAD binding; fatty acid binding.